AUGGUGAAAGAGCUUUGUCAUCGGUGUUCAAAACCUGUUUAUCCAACUGAUAAAGUUGGUCCAUUAAAGGAUUCAACAUUUUUUCAUCAAGGAUGUUUUAAAUGUUACAUUUGUGGGACACGUUUAGCAUUAAAAACAUAUUGCAAUAAUCGAAAUGAUAUUAAUGAUCAGGAAAUUUAUUGUAACAGUCAUGUACCAAUAGCUGGUCCGCAUGAUUUACCGCCGGUGCGCAAUGGUUACAGCAACGGAACGCAUCGUAGCAACGGCUUCCGUCGUGAUGCUGGCUUAAAUGAUUUAAAAAUUGCUCAUGCAAUUAAAGCUACACAAGUUUCAAAACCAUAUCCAAAAAUUAAACAUGCCGGUGCACGAUAUGUUGUGGAUUACGAUGCACAAACUCGACUGGAAUUAAUUCAUCGUAAAGAUGAGGAUAAAUUGUAUGAAGCAUUUGAUGAAAAUAAGAAACGAGAAUAUGAUCAAUUUGAAAAGGAAACUAAAGAAGAAUGGGAGCAAGCAUUGGCUGAUUUUGCUCGAAAAUAUGAAAAAGGCCAACAACGUAAGGAACGUGAACGCUUACAGACGGCUGAAUUACUUGAUCGACAAGCUAAAGAAAUGUUGGACUUAUUUAAGCAAGCACGUGUGGAAUGUGAUGAUUCCUCAUAUAUAGGUUCACCAUCAUAUCCGACAACACCGCCACCACCACAACCGCCAAUUUGCAGUAAACGUGAAAUUUACACCAAUACAAUGAUAUUUGAAACAAUCGAUGAGAUAGCAAUAACGAUGGCACAAUCUGAAAUUACCACAUUUACAGAAUUAAUUCGAACAUUAACAGCUAAUGCACGAAAUGAUAUUGAAAAAGCAAGUCAUUUGGAUAGUAAUACACCAAUGGGUUUAUUACGUGGAAUUAAAUAUGGCACAGAAAGUUAUCAUGUUUUAUUCAAACGAUUAUGCAGUUAUGCCGGAUUACAUUGUGUUGUUAUCAAAGGUUAUAGUAAAUCAGCCGGUUAUCAACCCGGUUAUCGAUUUGAGGAUAACCGAUUCCGGAAUACUUGGAAUGCUGUUUAUUUAAGUGGUUCAUGGCGUUUUGUACAAUGUAAUUGGGGUGCAAGGCAUUUAGUAAAUGCAAAAGAGGGAAGUACACGAACAAGUAGUAAAGGUGAUAGCUUACGUUAUGAAUACGAUGAUCAUUAUUUCAUGACUGAUCCUCAGGAAUUUAUUUAUGAAUUUUUUCCGCAAGAAUCUGAAUGGCAAUUAUUAAAAAAUCCCAUAACACUACAGCAAUUUGAAGCGUUACCAUUUGUACGCUCACUUUUCUUUCGUUAUGGUUUAAGUUUUACUGAUACUAAAUUACAAGCUAUUGUUAAGGCAGAUCGAAGUGGUGCAGCAACAAUUUCGAUUACUAUGUCAAAUGAAGCUCUAAAUUCAUUGAUAUUCCACUAUAAUCUUAGAUUUUUUGAUGGUGAUGACGUUGAAAUGAAUGGUUAUAAUUUGAAACGUUUCGUUAUGCAAUCCGUUAUCGGUGACUCAGCUAUAUUUCGUGUCCAUUGUCCAUCGACACGGUCAUUACUGCUGGAUAUUUUUGCAAAUGCUGUGUCACCUGGACAUUAUCUGACCGGUCAACCGAUUAAAUUUAAGAGUAUUUGCAAAUUUAAGAUUACUUGUGAGAAAUUAAAUGUAAUUAUGGUACCAUUACCUGAAUGCGCAAGCGGUGAAUGGGGUCCAGCAAAAGCGUAUCGCUUAUUUGGUUUAAUACCAUUAACACAUGAAGAUGCAAUUAUUAAUUGUGGUCGAAUACUUGAAAUUAAUUUUAGAAUGAUGAAACCGCUGGCAGAAUUUGUAGCAUCAUUACACAAGAACAGAGUGGAUGAUCGUAAUCUUCAAGGUCAUUGUCAAACAUUAAUCCGUGGUGACAUUGUCAGGAUUCAAGUUGACUUUUAUGAAGAUGGACAAUACGGUCUUGACAUUUACACAAGGGAAAAUUCAUCGACAAUACCAAAUGGUGGCAAACAAUUAUUAACACAUUGCUGUAAAUAUCUUAUUAAUGUACGAAUGUGA
This is a messenger RNA of Brugia malayi, 2052 nucleotides long. RefSeq names its product LIM domain containing protein (gene Bma-ltd-1). Bases 1 to 2052 code for a protein of 683 amino acids. NCBI's taxonomy places the organism in Eukaryota, Metazoa, Nematoda, Chromadorea, Rhabditida, Onchocercidae. The record is from RefSeq and is a predicted model, not a curated record. The transcript has 15 exons.